CUCUCCCAGCAACGCCGGCCCGCUGCGCACUGCACUCACUCACCCGACCGACUACCGCUGCUGCUGACCUGCCCCCGAGCAGCAGCAGCAGCCCAGCAGUCAAGGCUCCGUUUGCCUCGAUUCACGCACUCUCUCUCUCAGCGCCCACUGCCGGCCAGCCAGCCAGCCAGCCAGCCCACUUCUUUUUUCCCCGUUGGAGCCAUCGUCACACCUCCGUUUGCCAACUCACACCAACACUCUCACCACUCUCGCGCGCACCCUCUCUCGCUCAAUCUCUCUCUCACACUCUCUCUCACUCUCUCUCUCACUCUCUCUUUACUUUCUCCUUGCUCCCUUUUUGCGCAGCGACUCGCGGCGGCAACAUCGUCGAUUUCGGAAGAAAAGAAGAAACACCUAUCGCGCGGCUCUGCCCGCGACCCCUGCGCCCUCCCGCCGCUCUUUUCAAUCCUUGUCUUCUUUCGUCGUCUCGUCUUUUUGUGUCUGGGCUGGGCGCGCUGCUGCCGCCGCUGCUGCCCGGGCCCUUCCUUGUCCGCCUGCCAAGUUCGAGCCUACAGUACCUAAGGUACCCAGCUCUCCGGGGUGGGCGCGGUACGUACCUGUGCGUACCUUUUUCUGGUGGUGCCCGUGCCUCUAGAGGUACCACUAGUACCACCUAUCGCGGGACGUGGAGCCCCAGACGACGCCAAAGCUUCGUUUCCGCCGUCGCCUGUCGCACCACCACAAACAACCACUUCCCCCAACCUGACUCCACGCCUCGCCUCGUCGCGCGCCGACACGCCCCCCGUCGUCGCUGCGGCACCGCUUCUCGCAUCGCCGCCAUCGCCUCGUCUUCCCUCGGCGCAUUGCCUUGCCUUGCGCUCCGCUCGCUCGCGCGCGAUCCGUCUUCGCUCCUUGGACUCACUACCAUCACUGCCGAAACUCGCCAUUCAGUCGCCUACUAGCAAACCGACCCAGGCCGUCUGCCAUCACCACCACCACCACCACCACCAAACUACAAAACCACAACAUCAACGAGCGCGCACGCCGUACGCCCCCCGUGCGCGCGCUCGAUCGCCGGCUGUCGCAGCGCAUCCUUGCCUCCAGGCAUGGUUAGCCCCCGCAAACCAUGGAUGCCGCGGCGAAGACGGUCGAGUCGCUGUCCGAGCACAUCUUGCCCGACAAGCCCCAUCACCUCUCAUACCAUCCCCACUGGCGAUAUCGCCCGCGCCCAGACGACUCGGCUCCCGGCUCUCGCCCGCGCUUCGAGGAAUGGCAUAAUACCCGCCUCCAGUACAUGACCCUCGUGUCCCAGGCCGACCGCGGCACCCUGCUCACGCGCCCCUACUACGACAUGCGCGAGGAGCCUCCCAAGGCCGUCCCCCGCGAGGUCAGCGCCUUGGCCGCCGGGGGAGAGAAGAAGAAGAAGCUGUCCCUCACCGACUACAAAAACAAGAAGACGGGCACGCCCUCGUCAGCCUCCCCACCCGAGCCUGCUGGCGCCAAAAAGUCCUCAGAUGGUGACCGCGCCGUGCUGCCGCCGAACCCAGACCGGGCUGCGACCUCGAAUCCAUACACCGUUGCAGAGCCCAAACCAAACAAAUACACUCCAGACUCUAGAAAGCUGGAUGGGUCCAAGGCCCUCGACUCCCGACCCUUGCUUGAUGGCAAGCCACGACCACCCCGCGACGGCCCAGACACAACUCUCCCGCCCAAGCCGCCCUCGCUGCCUCCCAAACCCCCAUCGCCAGCUGCUAGGAAGCGGGUGGCCGACAUUGAGGACCAGUUGCGGCCCCAGAAGCGUUCGAGGCCCGACGAUAGGCGACCCGGCGAUGAACGGCCGCCGCCGCCACCCCCAUCAUCGAAUAGAGACGACGCGCAGCGUCGCAAGGAUAGACAUCAGUCGAGCACGCGAGAUAGCAUGCCGCCGAAAGAGGAUCGGCUGUCAGCCUCUUCCUCAUUGCCAAAUGGGCGUUCCAUUCUCAAAGGCGCCGUCAACUCCGCGCGCAACUCUUCCCCCGGAGCUCGUCCGCGAGGCGACUCCAUCAAUGGCGUCCGCCCGAGCUUGGGUGGCAAUGAUCGCGGCACCCCUACCAAGCCCGAUGCCCCCAAGCCGUUCGUGCCGCCUCUGCUAUCCCCCCUGCACUUGAGUUUCGACGACCAGAACCGUGCUCGUGGUAAUGACGAGGGUUCCAUGGCUCGCAAGAAGAAGCGGAACGACUCCGGGGACGCCGCCCCGGCUGCGAAGACAAAGAAGCCCGAAACGCAACCUUUGAGCAAGAAGAAUCGGCCGCAGGCAGUCGUUCCGCCGCUGCUGUCACCCACGCUGCCACCUGCUGUGGAGGCUGAGUUGCGACGGAACGAGAAGGCAUCGUCGGAGCCCUCGGACGACAAGGGUAGAGAUGGCAGAGACGCGCUGGGAAUCAAGAGAAAGCCUGCGCCUGACAACGGCGACGAGGAGCCACCUGCAAAGCUCGUCCAGCGUCGUAGGCUCCUUUUGACGAUGGACAUACCGAAGCACUUGCGGUCCGAGGUCAAGCAGAUUCUUGCCCCGCCGCCCACCCGGAAGGAAGCGACGAAGCAAGACAGAGACAAGCGCGAGCGCGACCGCGUGGGCAGUGGUGACGAGCCCCAGCCUCCCGCCAGAAAGCGCCCCAUCGGCUCUGCCGACUCUGCAGCAGAUUCACUGGCCACCAAGAAGCCACGACCGUCCGACGCUUCUCAUCUAUCUCGAGUAGCAGCCACGCCAUCGACACCGUCACGCAGAUCGACCGCGAUGUCUCGCGUCAGCUCCGGCAACUCCAUGGCCAACACUCCCGGCGAAGGUAUCAACGCCACGCCCACGACAUCGGCCGCCGACAGGCGCCCCAACGGCCAGGGUGCUGCAGCAGGCAGGCAGGACCGUCACGAGGACAUCAGAAUCCUUAACGAGAGGCAUGAUCGGCUCAGACUCCGGGCCAAGGGCCUCAAGCACGUUGCCGACAGCAUUUUCCGGCCCUCCGCAAGGCCAAGCGAGGACAAGGCCAAGUAUGGCUUCGCGGUGGCUUUGGAGUGCAUCAUCACGUUCUCCAUGUCGUUCCAGGCCGUCAACCUGGCUCGACGGCUCUCGAACCGCAAGGGCGAUUACGCCUCUUGGUAUAGCAUGCUACCGCUGCUCGACCUUGUGCACACCGAGAUGCGGCGAGAUGGCAUCGACAGCUGCAAGCAUGUCUUUGUGGCGCUGCUAAUGCUGCACUGUACGUGCAUCGAUGAGGUCCUCCGGUACGCCUCUAACAUGGAUGGCGUCUGCCCCAUAAUGUACGACGUCGUACUCAGCAUGGAACGCAAGCGAACACGAUUCUGGCCCUGGAUCGGCGAGCUCAACGGCACCAUCGACGACCCCGAGAUGCGAAUCGAGCUCCGGCCCUGGUACACCAUCGAUCAGGUGACGGGCGGCGCACUCCGGGUCUUGCGAAACUGGUGUGCGGACGAGAACGUCGACUGGACGCCGGACCCCAUGCUCUUGGAGUAUUGGCCCAUUCAACGCGACUACGCUUGAGCCUGGGCUUUGAACCCAAGGCUACCGGCGAUGGGCUUUGCCCGUACGAAACCAACAGACGGACAAGAGGUAAAUAUGCAGAGGCGGACCGCCACAACGACAAGCCACGCGUUAUGAGAAUCAGAAUGUAGAGAUGGGGAACUACCCGCGUCUCCUGUCCCCUUUUAUGUUAAAGUUCCCGAUUGUGUCUCGAGCGGGGCGUUUCCACGGCAAAGGGAUGUUCUGGCAACGGGACAUAUAUCAAGUGACCAGGGCCAGGAAGGAAGGUCAAGUGGUCACACCACGGCGUUUGAGAUGGCGAAGAAUGCGUCUUGUUCUCUUUUUCAUCAUCUGUCACUAUUUCCAGUCGCAGCUGCCUCGACACACGGGACGGGGUUUACCGUUACCCUUUCAUCAUGACUCGACACUCUUCUCGUCUGGGGUUCCCCCGGCAGCUGGGACGGCCGGCAUGCACGGGGAGAGCGCAUGGAACGCAUGGAAGAACACGACGAGUGAAGGGGGGAUAUCCGCCCGGUGGUAGUCGGCAUGGCGUAGGAAACGCUGAUGCUCGUCACGGCCUGAGCACCGCACCUGUCUUUUCGCUAGGGACGAAGGGGGUCUCCUGUUUUUUUCUUCCCCAUCAUGUUGCUCGCUGGGACGCCUGGCGUCAUUAUUGUAUACUUAUGAUGAUAUCCCACCAUGCCCGCGCGUGUAUCGACACGCGCUCGCCGCUUUGUUUUCUAGUUUUGCAGAUAGCCGGACGUCCUGCUGGACGUUGGCAGAACGAGAAUACAAGGGCCAUCAGUGUCUGGAAUAUUAAGAAAGCCUAGCCUCUUGCA
Molecule: messenger RNA, 4332 nt
Organism: Purpureocillium takamizusanense
Lineage: Eukaryota; Fungi; Ascomycota; Sordariomycetes; Hypocreales; Ophiocordycipitaceae
Exons: 2
Coding region: 1106-3514 (802 amino acids)
Source: RefSeq, a predicted model, not a curated record